Molecule: messenger RNA, 819 nt
Organism: Closterium sp. NIES-67
Lineage: Eukaryota; Viridiplantae; Streptophyta; Zygnematophyceae; Desmidiales; Closteriaceae
Source: the annotation of a GenBank genome assembly
ACAGGUUUGCGCUAAGCUACGAAGAUUCUACUCUGUGCAGGCUGUUUGGGAUUGCGUUCUGCCGUGUGUUGAGGGUUCCCUUUUCCUCUGGUCGCUGCUCAGAAGACGUAGUCUCAGGGCAGUCGCUACCUAGGUGCUCACGACUCUAAGACUGAAACUAUCUACUAGCGAGUUCAAGGAAACGAUUAACUGCUGCGAUUAACUAGUAGCAUUCGAGAAGCUCGGAUAUUUCGUGCGAAUUCAACGUUGAAAGGCUCUCAAGAAGGUUCGCGGGUCUUGAAGUGCAUCCUCUGCAGAGAUCCCCUGAAUGGCGGGGAGGGAGGGGAAGGAGACCGGACUCGAGCCCUACGUAGACCUGACUGUGUCUGUAAUCACCAAUGAUGGCCGCAACAUCGUGGGCGUGCUGAAGGGAUUCGACCAGGCCACCAACAUCAUUCUGGACGAGUCACACGAGCGAGUCUAUUCCACCAAGCAUGGAGUAGAGCAGCUGGUGUUGGGGCUGUACAUUAUACGAGGAGAUAACAUAGCGGUGGUGGGGGAGCUGGACGAGGAUCUCGACUCGAGUCUGGACUUCGAUGCGCUCAGAGCGCAGCCGCUACAGCCUGUCUGCCACUGAAAGACUCGCUGUAGUGAUUGCAGUGGGGAUUUUAGAUCGGAUCAGGCCUAGGUAGAACCUGUAGUGUUUUGUUAACUAACAAUUGCCUAGAUAAUAAAUUUCGAGAUUGACCCUACGUUAUGGCCUUAGAAAAAAACACCACUGUACGGAAUGAUGCUGACUGCCAAACGUGGGUUUUUUUUAGCAGGACAUCUUGUAUCGAG